Molecule: messenger RNA, 655 nt
Organism: Diospyros lotus (date-plum)
Lineage: Eukaryota; Viridiplantae; Streptophyta; Magnoliopsida; Ericales; Ebenaceae
Exons: 1
Source: RefSeq, a predicted model, not a curated record
ACCAUCCUCGAUAAGAACGAGAUCCACGUCAGCGCAAGCUACAUCGAAAAAUAUUCCGGCGACCUCAAGACGGAGAUAACGGGGGUGCUCUACCACGAGAUGACGCACGUGUGGCAGUGGUUCGGGACCAACGAGGCUCCGGCACCGGGAGGGCUGACAGAGGGGAUCGCCGACUAUGUGAGGCUGACGGCGGGAUAUCCGGCCGCCCACUGGGUGAAGCCGGGCCAGGGCGACAAGUGGGACCAAGGCUACGACGUGACAGCAAGGUUUCUGGAGUAUCUUGAGGGUCUGAAAGGCGGGUUCGUGGCGGAGCUGAACAAGAAGAUGAGAGGCGGUUACAGUGCCGCCUACUUCGUGGAGCUGUUGGGGAAGACAGUUGAUGAGCUGUGGAGUGAUUAUAAGGCUAAGUAUAACAAUCCCACCUAGACAGUUGAUGAGUGAUUAUAAGGCUUAAGUAUAAUAAUACCACCUUAGACAUAACAAGCCGUGGGGGAAGACAGUUGAUUUGCUGUGUAGUGAUUAUAAGGCUAAGUAGAAUAAUACCCCCUACCCCAUAGACAUGAAUAUAUAUCAUAAAUGCUUGUGUAUGUGCUACACUUUGGAAAUUAUUUUAUCAUUUUCUUAAAUAAAAUUCUUAAUAAGAAUUUGUCUUCCA